AUGGCGAGUUUUACACUCGUCUAUUUUGGUACCAAUCUAUUAUUUAUCCAAAACUUUCAUUUUGAUGCCCAUUGGCAUAUUUACCAAGAAUUUAAUCAAUUUAUUUUUUUACCACUUAAUAUUUUUUUGAAAUUGUUUUUCAAUACCUCAAUUAUAAAUAUCCUUUAUAAUUCCAAGAAAAUAUCGGUUUUUUAUUUCUUCAUUGCCAUCAUUCAAUAUUUUCUAGUUAUAGUAUCAUUUGGGAUCAUGAUAGGGCUAUUAACUGGCGGAUUCUUAGGUUACAUUCAAAGUAAUUUGAAAGUACCUGAUUAUUCCAUAGAUAUCCCUAUUUGGAAAUAUUCUACACUAAUUUUUAGUUUUAUUAAAAUUAGAUUCUUUGAGACACAAACUUCAAUAAAAGAUGUUUUAUAUUCUAUUAAAGCAAACUUUAGAAGGCUAUUUAAGAAUAUUAAUAUCAUUAUUACAGAUGAUAUAAUGACAUCUGAUUCUAUUAUAAAUACUAUCAAUGAUACACCCAAUAUUGAUAAUAAAACUAGCAACAUAGAUAUGAAUGAUUCUAAAUAUUUACGAAAUUCAUUAAUUGAUUAUGGUUCUACCCCUACCCCAACUCUAAGAUCGAAGAAAAAUUCAGAUAUAACCCCUAACAGAUCAUCACUGCCUACGAAAGAAGAGGUGCUUGAUUUGAUGACUAAACUACCGUCAAAUUAUUUCCAAAAUGACAAUAAUAAUGAUUAUAUUAACGGGGCAAUUCAAUUACAAACUCCCAAGAGUGAAAAUGGGACCUUCGAUAACAGUAUUGAAUCUAAUAAUAACUUUGGCUCUCAAGAAGGAGAUUCAACUUCGGAUAUGUCAGAUAUUUGGGAUAAUACUACCAAUACAAAUAUUCCAAAUUCGUUAAGGACGGAUACAGAUGCAGGCUAUACAACAAUUCCGACCACAAUAUCAACUGGUCAAUUCAUAAAGGCAACUGGCCGUUCAAGUCCAAUUACUUCAACGACAAGAAAAUAUACAAAGUAA
This is a messenger RNA of Henningerozyma blattae CBS 6284, 1017 nucleotides long. RefSeq names its product Ldb16p (gene LDB16). NCBI's taxonomy places the organism in Eukaryota, Fungi, Ascomycota, Saccharomycetes, Saccharomycetales, Saccharomycetaceae. The transcript has a single exon. The record is from RefSeq and is a predicted model, not a curated record. Bases 1 to 1017 code for a protein of 338 amino acids.